Bathycoccus prasinos is the source of this 1500-nucleotide messenger RNA. RefSeq lists its product with no specific name. The record is from RefSeq and is a predicted model, not a curated record. The coding region runs from base 1 to 1500 and encodes 499 amino acids. Gene Ontology annotation, biological process: regulation of transcription by RNA polymerase II. Gene Ontology annotation, molecular function: RNA polymerase II cis-regulatory region sequence-specific DNA binding; DNA-binding transcription factor activity, RNA polymerase II-specific. The transcript has a single exon. Lineage: Eukaryota; Viridiplantae; Chlorophyta; Mamiellophyceae; Mamiellales; Bathycoccaceae.
AUGGAUGAUGAUUUUCUCACCUUCUUUCGAGUCGAAGAUAUUUCCUUGAAAGAUAUCGAUAUGAACGUGGAGAGAGAUUACGAAGAUUUUGAUCUCGACGCGCUUUUUUUAAAGAGCAGCAAUGUGACUUUUAGCAGCGAAGAAACAACAACCACGGAGGAGGAAGAGGAUCAAAAGAAGAUGAAGAAGAUAAAGGUCAAAAAAGACGAAGAUGAGGACGAGGAUGCGAUGAUGCGCGCGUUUCUGUUCAACUGCGCGGACGAAUACGUGGAAAAGUUUUGGACCGUGAGCGAGGACGUAUUUUUGAACAAAAUGUGGCAAAAACCUUCGACAAAACCGACUCCGUCGUCGGCGUCUUCAGACGAGACUUCCGAAGAAGACGAAUCUUCGGGUGCUCUGUUUUUGGAUCGAUUGGAAGCGCUCGCGAAGGAGGACGAAGACGUCAAGGCGUUGUUUUUCUUGGACGAUGUGACUCCCGCGGCUGAAGAUGGCAACGAAGAAAAAGGUUUUGAUCUUUCGCGCAUGACGUUGAGCGAGGACAUAAGAGGGAAUAAAAAUGUUCUCGGGGAGAAGUUGGCGGCAAACGUUCGAAGGCACGCGAGAGACGUGUUACUGUUCGAGCUCGAACGCGCUGGAUUUCUCACCGCCGCCGAAAAGAAGACGAAGAAGAAGACGAAGAAACAGGAUGAAAAGGAAGAGGAUACGAACGCGACGAUACCAACCUCUCCCACGCGAACUCCCAAGAAAUCUUCUACGAUACAACCGCAGCCGUGGGAUAAUCUUUCCUUCGCCAUCGAUCGCAUUCGAGAGUUGCAAAAAAGCGUCGUCCAGAUCGCUUCGUCCAGAUCAUUAAAUCCCUCGAAAAACAAUUACGACGACCAAAAAAUCAACAUCGUCGCCGAUAACGUGUGCUCGAGUUUGCGAGAUUUGAACAACAUCGAAACUCGUCAACUGAAUCGCGCAAAGAAGGCGAUGAAAACGACUUUAUCCGUCCCAGACGGGCGCGUGUUGCGAGUCAUCGAAGAUAAGUUCAAACAUUCCAGGAAAGUUGCUCUGGUGGCGUUUGAAAAGUUUUGCGCAAAGACGACGACGACGUGCGAACACAAUUCUAUUCCUCGCGAUGACCAGGAGAACGAUAAAAAGUUGGUGAACACGCCCACUCGUGAUACGAAACAUUUGAAGAGUGAAGAAGAGACGCGCGGCGAGAAUGAUGACGUCGACGACGACGACGACGAUGAAGGAGAAAAAUCGAAACGACACGGGAAACGCGUCAAAAAAAUUCUCUCAGAGUGGCUGUAUGAAAACUUUUAUCCGACGGGCACCAGAAAGCGACCGGUACCAACAAAAGUGGAGAAGAAAAUGUUAGCCGAGAAAACUGGGUUGACGCAAACGCAAGUGACAGAUUGGUUCGUAAACGCGCGGGCGAGGUUGUGGAAACCGAGAGUGGAAGGCAUCGUGCGUUCGGUCAUCGACGAGUUGAAGAACAAGGAAGGAAUGUGA